GACACAACUAGUAGAAUCCGUAGUUCACGGCCCGCCGACAGGAGUCUCCACCGUGUCUCCUGUUGACCCCCGAUGGUGAAUCGUGUUUACUUGAUUCACUCGCAUAUAUUCCGUAUAUUUUGUCACUCGCAUUUAAAAUGCCAGCCACGGCAAAAUGAAGUUACAUGUCGCUCUUACGGCGUUUGUCUGCUUUCUAUGGGAUCAAAACGAACGUUUGGUGCUCGCGAACAAGAGCACCGAGCCACAGCCGGAGUACAGGCCCGAUGGUCCGCUGGUAAUGUGCAAAUUCCUGCCUAAGGAAUUCGUGGAAUGCGAAGACCCGGUUGAUCACAAGGGAAACAAGACCGCCAAGGAGGAGACGGGCUUUGGAUGCGUCAAGUUCGGAGGAUCUCGCUACGAAGAUGUGGAGAAGACCAAGGUAUCCUGUACAGUGCUGCCGGACAUUGAGUGCUUCGGACCGAGAACGUUCUUCCGCGAGGGGAUACCGUGUAUAAAGUACAGCGACCAUUAUUUCGCGACCACCCUCUUGUACAGCAUUAUGUUGGGUUUCCUUGGCAUGGAUCGGUUCUGCCUCGGACAGACCGGGACAGCGGUGGGAAAACUGUUAACGAUGGGUGGCAUGGGCGUAUGGUGGAUCGUUGAUCUUAUCUUGCUGGUAACGAACUCCUUGCAACCUGAAGACGGCAGUAACUGGAAUCCAUAUGUAUAGCAUUUCGAGAAAACCAGGGAUCACAUUUUGUAUAUAACUCGUAGCCCGUAAGUUUUAUGUGAUGAUGCGCGACUCCUCACGGAAGUAGUCAUCUUAUAUCCGAUCCUAGAUUUACUUAUAUUCAAUUCAAUCUCCAAACGUUGUUCCGUGGACGCCUUGGUCUUGCAAGGAUCGUCAGAAAAUUGAAAUUGAGCGGAGUACGAGGUGAACAGUUUACUUGAUCUCCAUGAGAAAUUUGUGUUAUAUUUAUAAAUUAUCCUAAUUAUCUCGUAUUUAAAUUCUAAUUUGUAAAUAAAUCAUCACUAUGCACUGAAGCUUGUGUCAAGUAUACCGCAAGUUCUCUUGUACGAAUAAAUGUAUUUAUAUUUGCUUAACAA
Molecule: messenger RNA, 1086 nt
Organism: Vollenhovia emeryi
Lineage: Eukaryota; Metazoa; Arthropoda; Insecta; Hymenoptera; Formicidae
Gene: amrt
Product: TM2 domain-containing protein CG11103
Exons: 3
Coding region: 155-709 (184 amino acids)
Source: RefSeq, a predicted model, not a curated record